AUGGCAGCCAUGAACUCCAGUGUUUUGGCAUGCAACUAUGCUAUCUCAGGCACUGGAUCAUCUGAGCUUAAUGCCAAACUUGCUUCAGCGCCAUCAGUUGCUUCCCCAGUUAUGUGCGGUGGUCGCAAGUUGCCUGUGAUCAGAGCCCAGCAGACUAAAUUUUCUGAUUCCAAAGGAUCAGGUGCCAGUGAAGGAAGAAGAGCUGCUGUGCUCUACUUGGCAGCUGGCCUUUUCACCACAGCUGUUGCUUCUUCUGCAAAUGCUGGGGUCAUUGACGAGUACCUUGAAAAGAGCAAAGCUAACAAGGAAUUGAAUGACAAGAAGAGGUUGGCAACAAGUGGAGCAAACUUUUCCAGAGCAUACACUGUUCAAUUUGGCACUUGCAAGUUCCCUGAGAACUUCACUGGCUGCCAGGAUCUUGCAAAGCAAAAGAAAGUACCAUUCAUCUCUGAUGAUUUGGCCUUGGAAUGUGAAGGGAAGGACAAAUACAAGUGUGGUUCCAACGUUUUCUGGAAAUGGUGAUGCGAUCCAAAUGUAUUUUUUCACUUAAACUAUCCACUCUACCUCAACAUGUAUCUAAUUUUUCCAUUUUAGGAGACUUCCCUAUCCAUUUGUUUUGUUAGCUUUCCCUAUGGUUCUGUUAUAUUUCUCUUAUAAAUGGUUGAUGGGAUUGCUAAA
This is a messenger RNA of Gossypium arboreum, 678 nucleotides long. RefSeq names its product photosystem I reaction center subunit N, chloroplastic-like. Gene Ontology annotation, cellular component: chloroplast photosystem I. NCBI's taxonomy places the organism in Eukaryota, Viridiplantae, Streptophyta, Magnoliopsida, Malvales, Malvaceae. Gene Ontology annotation, biological process: photosynthesis. The record is from RefSeq and is a predicted model, not a curated record. The transcript has 3 exons. Bases 1 to 522 code for a protein of 173 amino acids.